AAAAAAAUAGCUUAGUGUGCAACAGUCUCAAUUGUAAAAUCUGGGAUUACAUUGGAGGCAAUUGAAAUGGGUUAUAUUUUGUUCCCCACUAGCCAAAGCCCGAUGAUUUGGCUCCAGUGGUCCUGUAGAGGCUUAAUAAACUCUCACCUGGAUGUCCACCUGAGGAGGCAGCGAGGCAGCCAAAGCAUGGCGAGACCCAGUUCAGAUCUGGCAGCAUUCAGGGAGAUUUUCUCCAAGGCGAAGGAUAUAGCCAUCAUCACCGGAGCAGGGGUGAGUGCAGAGAGCGGAGUCCCAACUUUCAGAGGAGCAGGAGGCUACUGGAGAAAAUGGCAAGCACAGCAACUUGCCACCCCAGAGGCCUUCUCCAGGAAUCCCUCCCGUGUUUGGGAGUUUUACCAUUACCGCCGCGAGGUCAUGCUCACCAAAAAUCCCAACUCUGCCCACCUGGCCAUCGCAGAGUGUGAGGAGCGACUGAGCAAACAAGGACGUCAGGUUACAGUCAUCACUCAAAACAUCGAUGAGCUCCACCGCCGCGCCGGAUCCAAAAACAUGCUGGAAAUUCACGGAAGUCUGUUUAAAACCCGCUGUAUGAGCUGUGGCCAUGAAGCAGCCAAUUACAAGAGCCCCAUCUGUGACGCUCUGGAGGGCAAAGGAGCUCCAGACCCAGAUACAAAUGACGCCCAGAUCCCUGUUCUGCAGCUGCCCAGGUGUGAGCAGAAAAGCUGUCACGGUCUCCUGAGACCAGCUGUGGUUUGGUUUGGAGAGAGUCUGGACUCAGACAUCCUCACCCAGGCAGAGAAAGUGUUGGACAGCUGUGACCUCUGUCUUGUGGUUGGCACUUCGUCCAUUGUGUAUCCAGCGGCCAUGUUUGCUCCUCAAGUGGCAGCCAGAGGUGUCCCUGUGGCCGAAUUCAACAUGGAGGACACACCGGCCACCACGCGCUUCAAGUUCCACUUCCAAGGCCCCUGUGGGACUACGUUACCCCCCGCACUGGGACGCCACGAGACUGAACCAGAAUGAGCCCUGGACGUCAGCUGCACAAAGACCACGACUGUCCAACACUGGAGGACUUUAUUGGUACAAUUACCAAAAAUAAUAGGUUGAAUAUAAUGAAGUGUGGAGACGGUGUUCAUGAAAAAUAAGGCCAACAAAUUCAAAGACGAAAGGGGAAACUGUUCGUUCAAGCUGUCACACAGAUCAAAUAUACAAUGAUAAGAAAGUUGACCAGAUUUUAUUAUUUAUUUUAAUUGUAAACCUUUAAUUUCAAGUUAAUGCAUUUUGUCUUUGUGUUAUCUUACAUCAUUUCUUUUCUUCCUUAGGAGAUAAUGACUUGAUGAUUGAUUGAAGUGAUUUAAUUUCUGCUAAGGAACUUCUUCUUUUUUCAACACUGAAUAUUGAACAUCACACCGGUGCUCUGUGCUCUGCUGCUGCAAAUAGCAAAUUUAAGAGUUAUACGUGUGACAGUUUUCCAUAAGGGAUUACAAGACGCCGCUAUUUAACAUCUUCCAGUCUCGCAUAUUCAAAUCAUGUGGAGAAAUGGCUGUUCAUAUGUGAAACAUAACAGUUAUAUUGAGAAAGCUUGGGAGAGGUAGAACUCUUUUUUUUAGAUGAUUUGUACGUGUUUGUUCAAGGGCGUGACUUUGGAUUCAAUAUUGGGGGGGUUUAAAAUCUUCACUUUUGAACAAAAUUCAACUUUUGCGCAUAUCAAACAAUUAAUUUCCUGCAUUCUGGUGAAUUGUUUUGCAACAAUUUGUGCCUUUUCUGCAUCAAGUUAUGAUUCAAAUGUGGUAUUUAUCUAAAGGAAAUUAUAACAGGUUUUUGUGGUGGUUGCACUGGCCAGUUUUGAUUAUUGAGGGGGUUGUUUCAUGCUGUUUAUGAAAGGCAAUGUUGAAAAAAGCAGUGACACAAAUUAAAUAGCAUUGAGAUUAUUAUUAUUAUUGAUUAACUACAAUCAAAUCCUUUUCUAUUGAAUGAAUCCUGAAUGUCAGACAGUAGGGGGCAGUGUUUAGCUACAGCUGCGUCAGUGACUACACCUCCAGUUGGGGGGGAAAAAACGCCUCCUUCUGAAGGAUCUGUGGGCUCUGCCCGGGAUAUGUGGUGUUGAAUGUAUGGACCGUGAUGAAUUUGUGUAUGAUGCCUUCCAGUGGUGAGUAAGCUCCAGUUAAACCAGCGAAACCAGUGACUGUGCUUUCCCUGAGCCAGUCACAAAGGGAUGUAUGUUAAGGUUUGGACUUAAUUGAAACAGUAUGUUCAUUUGAAAUGAAUAAAUGUAUACUAAACUGAA
Messenger RNA from Etheostoma spectabile (orangethroat darter), 2284 nucleotides. RefSeq names its product NAD-dependent protein deacylase sirtuin-5, mitochondrial. The transcript has 8 exons. NCBI's taxonomy places the organism in Eukaryota, Metazoa, Chordata, Actinopteri, Perciformes, Percidae. Gene Ontology annotation, cellular component: nucleus. Gene Ontology annotation, molecular function: NAD+ binding; protein-malonyllysine demalonylase activity; protein-succinyllysine desuccinylase activity. The record is from RefSeq and is a predicted model, not a curated record. Bases 67 to 1020 code for a protein of 317 amino acids.